UUCCCUUUUAGCGUACAGGCCAAGAAGGAUAUUCAUGCCUUCAUUCAAUUCCGGUCCCAUAUGAAUUUAAUGACGUCUUUUUGGCUAAAUGUGACAAUAGAAAGAGAAAUCCGGCAAGAAAACGUGCAAAGGGCAAAAAGAAGCGGUCCCCAUGUCCGGCAAGUGUGUUUGUGUGCGCACGCCUUUGUUGCUUGCUUGCUCGCCACAGCAUUUUUGCAUUCACAAUUUUUAGGAGUGAUUGAAUUCGCUGGAAUCUCAAGGAAGAAAGAAGAUGUGGCAUACGAUCAGUGUACGCGUAUUUUUGUCAGCCUUACGUGCUUAAACUCUAACCCUGGACUUUAUCCCUACGCGCAAAAAAACUAUAGUCAAUUCGGUCCGUGCGCAAGAAGAAAGAAGAGAGAAUGAGCUCGGUUAUUGGCCCAUGCAAUAUAAACCCCCUUUCUCAACCUUCUUCUUCUCACCACCAUUCAAAUCACUUAAUGGCUUUUGCUCCCACUUUUGCCAAAAGAUUUACUUCAACUGCACGCAUCAUGUCUAACGUUUUCUUCGACGUAACCAAAGACGGUAACCCAUUGGGCCGUAUCACUUUCAAGUUGUACGAUGAUGUCGUUCCAAAGACAACCCGCAACUUCCGUGAAUUGUGCACCGGUCAAAACGGUUUCGGUUAUGAGGGAUCUGGUUUCCACCGUGUUAUCCCACAAUUCAUGUUACAAGGUGGUGACUUCACUGCUGGUAACGGAACCGGUGGUCGUUCCAUUUACGGCAACAAGUUCGAAGAUGAAAACUUCCACUUGAAGCACACCAAGCCAGGAUUGUUGUCAAUGGCCAACGCCGGACCAAACACAAACGGUUCUCAAUUCUUCAUCACAACCGUUGUUACCUCUUGGUUGGACGGUAAGCACGUCGUUUUCGGUGAAGUCGUUGACGGUUUGGACAUCGUCAAGGCUAUCGAAGCAGAGGGUUCCGGCAGCGGUAAGACCAAAUCUCGUUUGGUCAUUGCCAAAUCUGGUACUGUUUAAACUGGCUUUUUAGAUAGUACUUCUCUUGUAGGGUAAAGUUGUCCAGAAUGCUUCUUGCAUCUGAGAGCCCCCUUUAAUUGUUUGUAUGUUUUGAGCCGCAAAAUUAAUCGAAGUUAGUUGGGAUUACGCUU
Molecule: messenger RNA, 1150 nt
Organism: Meira miltonrushii
Lineage: Eukaryota; Fungi; Basidiomycota; Exobasidiomycetes; Exobasidiales; Brachybasidiaceae
Product: putative CPR1-cyclophilin
Exons: 2
Coding region: 480-1019 (179 amino acids)
Biological process (GO): protein peptidyl-prolyl isomerization; protein folding
Molecular function (GO): peptidyl-prolyl cis-trans isomerase activity
Source: RefSeq, a predicted model, not a curated record